Messenger RNA from Dictyostelium discoideum AX4, 939 nucleotides. It is a transcript of the gene trmt61, whose product is annotated as tRNA-methyltransferase subunit. Lineage: Eukaryota; Evosea; Eumycetozoa; Dictyosteliales; Dictyosteliaceae. The record is from RefSeq and is a predicted model, not a curated record. Bases 1 to 939 code for a protein of 312 amino acids. The transcript has 2 exons.
AUGUUAAAUCCAAAUAAAAUUAUUAAAGAAGGUGACAGAGUUGUUAUGUAUAAUGGAAAAGAUAAUAUGGCAGUAUUAACAAUGGAAUCAAACAAUGUAUAUAAUAGUAAAUUUGGAAGUUAUCGUCACAAGAAUAUAAUUGGUAAAGAGUAUGGCUCGAAAUUAAGCUCUGAUAAUGGUAAUGGAUUUUGUCAUGUUAUAGCAAUGACACCAGAACUUUGGAGUAUCACAUUAGAUCAUCGUACACAAAUUUUAUUCAACCUCGAUAUCUCUACCAUUAUCUUCAAUUUAGAAUUAAAGAAUGGUUCAAGAGCAGUCGAAAGUGGUACUGGUAGUGGAUCACUCUCAAGUUCAAUAGCACGUACAAUCGCACCAAAGGGUCAUUUAUUUACAUUUGAAUUUCAUGAAGAACGUGUUAAAUUUGCAAGAAAAGAUUUCAAAGAUAAUGGUUUAGAUCAAUACAUCACAGUCACACAUCGUGAUGCUUGUGGAAAAGAAGGUUUCCUUCGUCAAGAUAUAAAUAAUGAUAUUGAUGCUGUAUUUUUAGAUUUACCAUCACCAUGGGAUGCUAUUGAAAAUGCUAUAGCUGUUAUGCAUGAUGGUUCAAUGUUAUGUUCAUUUUCACCAUGUAUUGAACAAGUUCAAAAUACAUGUUUAAAAUUAGCAGAUUCUAAAUUUCAAGAAAUUAAAACUAUUGAAGUUUUAAUUCGUACAUUUGAUACAAGAUUACAAGAAUAUGAAGAAUUAAAUUUAACAAAUCCAUAUAUAGAUAAUAAUAAUAAUAAUAAUAAUAAUAAUAAUAUUGAAGAAAAUAGAGGUAAAUUUGAAAUUGGUGGUAUUGAAGGAUUAAAAAAAGAUAAAUUAUUAUCAAAACCAUUCACUGAAGCACGUGGUCAUACUGGUUAUUUAACAUUUGCACGUUAUUUACCAAAUGCUUAA